This is a messenger RNA of Lates calcarifer (barramundi perch), 2139 nucleotides long. Its product is annotated as myoD family inhibitor domain-containing protein 2-like. The transcript is spliced from 3 exons. The coding region runs from base 990 to 1454 and encodes 154 amino acids. Lineage: Eukaryota; Metazoa; Chordata; Actinopteri; Centropomidae. The record is from RefSeq and is a predicted model, not a curated record.
UGGCCGGGUGCAGUUUUAAACCUCGUAACAGCACCACUUCUCCCAGUCAACCGUAAUGACUUCUUAAUGGAAGGUAAUGGAAGAAAGCAAAUGGAUCUAGGUGGCAAAUUUUCCACUGUGGUAUUGUGGUAUGUCCAUUUUAACAUCCUAUAAAUUCACCUCUGUACUGUCAGCAGGUGCGUUGUUCGAAAGCGCUGACUGAGACGAACUGCGGUAAGAUCAUUGUAAGCAAGUCUUGUCUGUCGUUAUUUGCAAAAUCCACGUUUGAUAAGUGGCCUGGCUUGACUUUCUGUCGAUAUAGUGCCAUAAUUGAGUGGAUCCUCUAAGCAUUAUGUCAUCACAGAUUUGUAGCUGUGCUUCCUGACUAGUGUGUAUUGAUCCAUGUGGAGUGUGCUCACAAUGUGGGUGUGCGACAUGAUGAUGGGAUGUACUUGAGCUCAACCUCAGAGGGGUUACAGCUGCAGAUGCUACGGUUCACACCUUUGGAUUGUUAACCAGUGCAGACAGAUGACAACUCCCUCAAAGCCUCCUGUGAAUGACCAGGACUGCAUUAAGCUUGAGAAACUAGGAGACCACUACUCUGAUGGUAGGUUGUUCAGUUUACUCCAUGUCUUGACUGGAAUACUUUUGUACGGUGCAUCGCCAAGUGUUAGUGGGAGAGUAUAUUUUCACACAGUAUAUAUUUUCCUCAGAACCUAUUCAACCCAGGAGAGUAGAUCCAAAUAAAAGCCUGCUAAUCAAUACUCUCUCCUUGCUGAAGUUUUAUUGAGCAAGCCUCCUCCAUUAUACACUUCAAGUCUCACCUCACUGACAUACUUCAUGCUAAUGGUGCUCUGAAUAAUUAAAACUGCCUCAUAGAAGAUUUGAAUGAGAAACUUGACUAACAGAGACUGGACUUGGGCGUUGAACUGUUGAAGUAACUUCAGCUAUUUCUUCCUUUCAUAGGAAACACCCCAGAGCCCGUGACUGGCAGCCCACCUAAAAAGACGAUGGACAAGUUCGAUGGGGUACGCAGACUGAGCACCAUCUCAGAGCGAGAACCGGACAAACUGGACGCCAAUCACGAUUCCCACGAACCCCUGGGUGGCAGUGAGUGGGGUGGUUCCAGCCUCUCUAUGUGUUCUGACAAGUUUAGGAGCAGCAGCAGUCAUUUCUCAUCUGAUGAUUCAUACCAGCCUGGCACUGGAGCAGAUGACUGUGCAGCACUUCUGCUCGCCUGCCUGUAUUGUCAUUUCCAUGAGUUAAUGGUCCUGUUACCGGAUACGUGCGAGAGGGCAGUGAGCCGCUGUUUUCCCUCAUACCAAUACAUCGUGGCGUCCAGCGAAAGGGACCAGCAGGAAAAGGACUGCUGCAAUUUCAAGCUGGAGCUGGACUGUAAUUUCUGUGGUUCCUGUCAGGACGCUGGGGAACUUAUAGAGCUGGCCAUGGAGAUAUCAGAGGUGUGCUAUCGUUGAAACAUUCCCUUUUUUUUGUCUCUCACCUCUGACCUGUACAUGUAACUCGAUAAGUUCACUUAAAACAAAAUCAUACAUACAUUUUUAAAAACCUGACUGCUCAACUAACAGCAUUACCGUCUCAUCUUCCUUGUGCUGCAUAUUCACACAUAUAUAUAUAUAAUAAAUUGCUUGUUUUUAUAUCGGCCUUGUAUGUAAAUUAGCUGUAGCUUGUGUGCUUCAACAUUAUUCAAGCAGAUAACUACUGCCACUCUGUAACAAUGUGGAGUUGGCUGUUAUAAUAAAAAAGAAGCUGUUAGAGUAUGUGUGUCAGCCUCUAUAGUUUUUAUUUAAUAUAUGCACAUAUCCUAUGAUGGUGUCAGGCUACCAUGACACAUAGGUACUGUACAAUGACAUAUACAAGAGAUAAAGCCCACACAGUAGUGUAGUGUGAUCAAUCGUGACUGCAUUAACUGUAGAUUCUCUUCAGGGGCACUGCUGUUUGUGAUGCAUAAGCACUUGCUCCAUUUUGUGUUGGCUUUACUGUCUUUAUCAUACUAUACAACUUUUGCAGUGCACUGAGUUCAGAUUCUUUCCUGAACACCAUGUUCUAAAUUCUUUUUCCCUUCUUUAAAUAGUAGUCUGGUUUUCUGGUUUAAAGAUUUGUCCAUCUGAAUUUGUUCUGAAAUUCUGUAACUUAUUUAAC